AUGCUGUUUGAUGUUCCCUCGUGUGGAGCACGACAGGGAGGCGAAAUGGACGGCUAUGAUCACUUGUUUAAGCUUUUGCUGAUCGGAGAUGCUGGAGUCGGGAAGAGCAGUAUGCUACUUCGAUUUACGGACGACACAUUCGACGACAAUUUACAAAGCACAAUUGGUGUGGAUUUUAAGGUCAAGAUGAUGCAAGUGGACGGCAAGAAGAUCAAAAUGACCAUAUGGGACACUGCUGGUCAAGAACGCUUUCGUACUCUGACCAGUUCAUAUUACAGAGGCGCUCAGGGUAUCGUCUUGGUAUAUGACGUUGCCCGGCGAGACACUUUUGAAAAUUUAGACCUGUGGCUACAAGAGGUCGAAGUGUACAGUCCGGCUGGUGGUCGCGAUGUGGUGAAACUGCUUGUUGGCAACAAAAUUGAUAAGGAACGAGUGGUGACCCGUCGGGAGGCAGAAGACUGGGCGCGAUCUAAAGGGAUGCUGUUUGUUGAAAGCAGUGCUAAGACCAAAAUUGGUAUUCAGCAAGUGUUUAACGAAGUUGUGCAAAAGAUUCUCGAAAACCCUGCACUACUGUCUAAUACGGCGCCGCGCAGUCGCGGGCGAAAACUUGAUGGUAAAGCGGAGAAAAAUGGCAGCGCUGGCAACGGAUGCUGUUAG
Molecule: messenger RNA, 657 nt
Organism: Plasmopara halstedii
Lineage: Eukaryota; Oomycota; Peronosporomycetes; Peronosporales; Peronosporaceae
Product: rab18 family
Exons: 7
Coding region: 1-657 (218 amino acids)
Molecular function (GO): GTPase activity; GTP binding
Source: RefSeq, a predicted model, not a curated record